GACUGGUUGUUCUAACUGAUGCUGACCGUGGGCUCUAUUCAAUCUGUAUUGCUGAAGUGUUACAAUACACUUGAUCGAAACUUUAAAGUGUGUCAUAGGGGUUAAAGGUGAGCAGGUGUGGCAGUGGGCGUGGCAGAGAUGAGUGUCUCUUCCUGGUUCUUGGUGAGUGGCGGGGGCAUGAGGCACCGCCUCCCCUGGGAGAUGAUCUUUGUUGGCCGAGACGACUGUGAACUCAUGUUACAGUCCCGUAGUGUGGACAAACAGCAUGCCGUUAUCAACUAUGAGCCAACCACGGACGAACAUAAAGUCAAGGACCUGGGAAGCCUGAAUGGGACAUUUGUGAAUGAUGUCAGAAUACAGGAGCAGGUGUAUAUCACUUUGAAAAUUGACGACAAGUUGAGGUUUGGAUAUGAUACCAACCUGUUCACUGUGGUGCGAGGAGAGCUCCAUGUCCCCGAGGAAGCACUAAAGCAUGAGAAGUUUAAUAGUCAGCUCCUGCUGCAGAUGGUAAAGGCGCCAGAAGCUGCUCCGGUACCAUCCAGACCUGCAGUAGAGGUCAAGGCUGCAGCCGAGGGUGGUUCUGAGGGUGGCUCUGACGGGGCGGUGGCAGUGGGUAGUAAACCCCCUGAGACCAGCAGAGAGGGGGUCGGGGACGACAAGCUGGCAGGGGACAUUGCAGUACUAAAAAGGGGCACCCCUCUGUACGGCCAGCCUUCCUGGUGGGGGGACGGGGACGCAGACGAUGAGAACUCUGGGAAGCAGGAUGGGACAACAACUGACAGGAAGCAGGAGAGAUCUGAGUCAGAUUGUAAAGACCCCAAGGAGACAACAGCCGUGGCCCAGGAGAAUGGCCUGUACACCUCAAGCCAGGAACCCAGUUACUUCGAGAUCCCCUCCUAUACCAAUGAACCCCCCUCCCAAGACACGGAAGGCGCCACCGCCACUAACCCUGCCUCUGGCCCUGAAGCCGUCCCCCAGGGCCACGCCUCCUUCACCAUCGCGUUUGACCUGCAGGCGUCCAAUAAGGUGACGGUUAAGGACCGGGUGGCGAAGGUGGUGCCGGAGGUGAGGCCACGGCCCCCAAAAAAGGGCGCGGGAGAGGAGCUGAGCGCCCUGCAAACGGCCAUGGUGGCGGCGGAGGUGAAAGUAGCUGAUUGGCUGGCCCAGAACGAGAUCCCAUUGGCCCGUACGGAGUCGGUUGACAGAGUGGUGGAGGACGACGACAGGGAGAGCGUGAAGAGUGAUGUGCCGGUUCAGCUGAAGAGUCUUAAAGGUAGUAAACACGAGGACGGUACCCAGAGCGACUCAGAGAAUGCAGCCGCGCUGGGAGAGCAACGCCGGGCCGCCCUCGAGGACCACUCCAGGGGGCUGUGGGGCGGCCGAAUAGAGGGGUCAGGGGUCAAGAUACGAGAGGGGCGCGCCAACGUCCCAGAGGGACUCUUUGCCGAGGAAGAUAGCCCAGCCCGACGACACAGGUCCUCAGCUUCCAAAAUGGCACCCAUCGGAGGAGAGUUAAGAGAGAGGACCAAGGAUUCCGUUCCUUACCACCGCGACCAACACCAACCGAUAGGACUUGGGGAGGGGUUUCAGAAUCGCCAUGGAGACGACUAUAGCGACCGGGGGACCUAUACCAUAGAGAUAGAGAACGAAGAUAACCAAGAGGAGGAGGCCAGGAGAAUGAUUGACAAGGUAUUUGGUGUGGAGGACUACCAGACUCUGUCCAGGGUGGCGGGCUAUCCUGACAUCCAGAGAGAGAGACUGACCACUCAGAGACCAGGCCCAGGAGACAGAGGCAAGCCUGGACAUAUCGAACCAGAGUCUCUCCCAGAGGAGCUGGUUGUGGGCGGUCCCAGGUGGGUCUCCCAAUGGGCUACUCUGGCAGCCAGCCACAUCAGGACUGACCCUGAGGGCUCUGGAGCUGAGUCCCAUGUCCACUACCACACCGAGGACAGAGCUGAGAUCAGUGAGUCCAGUCACUCUGCCUCCAUGGCCUCCACCAGCUAUACAGAGCGCAAGAGGAGAACCCUGCCCCAGCUCCCCUCCACCGAGGAGGCAACCCCAGGGGGGAGGAGAUCCCCUGGUCCAGCUCACCGCCCCUCCGAUGUGGGGGAGAAACAGGAUACUGAGCUCCAGGAGAAGGAGAACCAGGAGACGGGGAGAGGAGGGAGGACCAAGCCUGGUGGUGGGGGUAGCCAGGCUGGUAGUGUGGGUGGAAGCACCAGAGGAAGUCCGAAAAAAGGCUCUCCAGCGAAGAACCAAGAUGUGGGAAGCCGGAAAGAAACUGUGUUGGCGAAACUGCCUCCUCGGCCAGGGAAUAGUGGGGGGAAGAGACUGGAGGAGGCACCAAGGAGGAAGAAGGAGAUGGAGGAGAAGGCUAAAGAAAGGGAGAAUGCUGGGAAGCCGCUUCUUAGACAAGAGAGCUUUACGGUGGAGAGACCCAGCACCAACGUCCCCCAGGAGCUCAUCCCACGGAUUGACACGCAAACUGGGGCACGAAUACUGACAAAGGAGGGAAGGGAGGAUGGUACCACCCGGCAGAAGGACUCAGAGGCGGUGGCUGCGUUUCUGGAGACAACGGUAUCAGACCUGGGUGAACCAAUUAGCCAGUCCAUCGAGGGGUCUGUGUCGCCUGAGUCGGAUGUGGACACCACCAGCACCGUUAGCCAGGCAGCGGGCGUCGGAGGGCGGAAGGUGGUCCACCAGAAGAGACGUACCCUAACUGCCCAGCAGAAAGAGAGGGAGAAGACGGUGCUGUGCUCCUCCACCAAGGGGCCUACCAGAGCCAGAGAUACCCAGGAUAGGAAACCCAAAUCCAGACCGUCUGGUGGACAAGGGACCCGCCAAGCUGGUCGUGCCUGGACCUCCCUGGACCUAACAGAUGACGACGUCAACUCCAACUCCCUCCUCUCCGACUCCCAACCCUCCUUACAGGAGGUUAGCUCCCACAGUUCCCACGCCAGAACCCAGGCUGGAAGCACCAGAGUGGAGGCUAGCACCAAGGCUAGCCGGGCUAAAAACACCCAGGCAUCCAGCACCACCACAAACACCCUCAGUAAACCUAGCACCACCUUGCCCAAGGUGCGGCCCACCCGGGCCUCGAUACUCAGACGUGCCCGUUUGGGGGACUCCUCCGAUACCGAACCAGCCGACAUGGACCGGAUGUCCGUAGCCUCCGAGGCUAGCACCGCUAGCUCCAGGUCUGCAGCUCCCGGACCAGGGAUCCGGAGAGGCCUGUCCCGCAUUGACGCCCUGGCCCAGCCCAGGAAGCCCAGGAUGGGAUCUCCGUCUGCCCAGAGUGACUCAGAGGCCACGGGGGGCCGUAGCCGGGGGAUAGGGGCUCGUAGCAUUGCUACCGACUACGCCGUCCGACAGGGACUCAGAGGAGUCAGCAACAUGGGAGGGAUAAUACCCAGGGCCAGGGCUAACAGCGCCUCCAAACUACCUGACAAGUCUAAGGGCUACAUCACCCCCACAGCUGGUGGCCGGUGGCGCCGGAUGCCCAUGGACUACGCCUCCACCUCGGAGGACGAGUUCGGCUCCAACCGCCACCCGUCCAAGCAUGGCGGUCCCGCCCGGCAGUUUGCGUCGCCGCGGCUGACCCAGCUGGGUGGCUCCGCCCCUGCCACGCCCUGUCCGGGGGGUAUAGCGGCUCUGAGGCAGCAGUCAGCAGGCAGAGAACAGGAGGAGUACAUGAAGGACUGGACCACUCACAGUGAAGAGAUCGCCAGAAUCAGUCAGGACCUAGCCAAAGACCUGGCCAUGCUGGCCAGGGAGAUCCAUGAUGUGGCCGGAGAGAUCGACUCAGUCAGCCCAGCCGCUAGUGCUGCCACUGACCCAGGAGCCAUGAUGGAGGAGCGAGUUUUUGACGAUGGCUUGGAUCUUGGGAGCGGCCCGUCAACAGAGAGCAUUCUGGGUAAUAACAUCCGCUCCGUGGAGCUCCGGCCACGCAACUCUAACAGACAGGGUCCCCGCGCCAUUCGCCGCCAGACUUGGAACAGAGAGGACGCGGUGUUGGAUAGUUUACUAUUAGCAUCUGUGACCCAGCUCUCGGCACGGAUACGCCAUUCUGUGGACAAAACAGCAGGCAAAAUCAGGAUAUUAUUCAAAGAUAAGGACCGGAAAUGGGACGAGAUUGAGAAUAAACUCCAAGCCGAGCAUGACUCUCUACUCCUCAAGACUUCCAGCACGGAGAUCACCACCAUCCUCCAGGAUCUGAAGAGAGUGGAGAGACAGUUACUAGUGAUUGAUGUGAUGGUGGAUCCGGACGGCACCCUGGAUGCCCUGACCAGCCUGGGACUGACCAGCCCUCUGACCGACCUGCAGAGAGUCAGUCCUGGGGCAGCGGGGCCCUCCUCUGUCGGUCACCCCCCUGGAGGUAGUAGUGGAGAAGGCCCUUCUAACAGCACCCUCUCGGGGGCCUCAGGCACCUCUACCCAGGUGGCAGAGAGAGACCUGGGACUCCAUGUGGAUAAUAAUCUGCCCUCUAGUGGUGGAGAACAGAACUGUGUGGUUCAUAAAUGAGGAGGAUCCUGGAUCUAGAACACACUACUAAAGUACAACUACCUAAACACUUGCGUGGAGGGGCCCUGAUUGAGGCUCACUACUAGGGAGAAUGGUAAAAGACUUGGAGAGAUGGGACUUCCACUGGGCACAGAUGUCAAUUCAAUGUCUAUUCCACAUUGGUUCAACGUCAUUCCAUUGAAAUGACGUGGAAACUACGUUGACUCAACUAGUGUACUGGACAAUGUCUGGACAAACCUCCUGAACAUCAGACCUGACCAAAAGAGGAGUAAAUAAACACUUUUUAAUCUUUG
This is a messenger RNA of Oncorhynchus masou masou (cherry salmon), 4814 nucleotides long. RefSeq names its product centrosomal protein of 170 kDa-like. Gene Ontology annotation, cellular component: centriole. The coding region runs from base 139 to 4521 and encodes 1460 amino acids. Gene Ontology annotation, molecular function: protein binding. The transcript is spliced from 19 exons. The record is from RefSeq and is a predicted model, not a curated record. Lineage: Eukaryota; Metazoa; Chordata; Actinopteri; Salmoniformes; Salmonidae.